UGGGUCUGUGUUGCUGGCAGGCAGUCUUGCCUGGGAGGGAUCUGUCGUCAAAGCCACCAAGGAAAGAAGGCCUGAUACGCUCAUUAAUAUUCUGAACUAGUGACCCUUCUUUUUCUUUCCGCCCCUUCCCUUUCUCUGGGCGCUCCAGCCUCUCCCUGCCGCGGAUGGCUGCAGCCCCCUCCAGCUGAGUCAGUUCUCCCUCCGCGCAGCAUUGCAGCACCUCCGCAGCUCCCUGCGCUCCUGCAGCACCAACUCCGCUCCCGCCGCAGCAGCAUGGCCAGCACCGUCUCAGCCUACAAGGAGAAAAUGAAGGAGCUGUCUCUGCUCUCCCUCAUCUGCUCUUGUUUCCACACCCAGCCACAUCCCAAUACCAUCUACCAGUAUGGAGAUAUGGAAGUGAAGCAGCUGGAUAAGAGGGCAUCAGGCCAGAGCUUUGAAGUGAUCCUGAAGUCUCCUUCAGACUUAUCUCCCGAGAGCCCAAUCCUUUCCUCCCCCCCCAAGAAGAAGGACUUGUCCCUGGAGGAGCUGCAGAGGAGGCUGGAGGCUGCAGAAGAGAGGAGGAAGACUCAGGAGGCGCAGGUGCUGAAGCAGCUGGCGGAAAAGCGGGAACAUGAGCGGGAGGUGCUGCACAAGGCACUGGAGGAGAACAAUAACUUCAGCCGCCUGGCUGAGGAGAAGCUCAACUACAAGAUGGAGCUGAGCAGGGAGAUCCGUGAAGCACACCUCGCUGCCUUGAGGGAGCGGCUCCGCGAGAAGGAACUGCAUGCAGCUGAAGUUCGCAGGAACAAGGAACAGCGGGAGGAGAUCUCUGGAUAGAGGGCUUUUCUACACAUCUAGCACCUGAUUCCUGUUAACAAACCAACCAAUCGACCAACCUACACAUUUUAUUUUGUUUGUCUAGAUGCAACAUUUGAUUUCCAUCCUCCCCCGGGUGUUCAUCCCUCAGCUACACGCUUCUCUCUCUCUGCAUCCUUAAUCGUCAGUACUUGUAAGGAUUCACCGAUCAUAGGAACCUCUAAGCAGAAUAGCAGCUAGUUCACAUGAAAUAGAGAAUCGAUCAGUCAGACAGCUACUUUGGAGGGUUUUGUCCUUUUUUAAAGAAAAUAUUUCUUAAACUGAUGUAAAAAAAACACAUUAAGAUAUUAAUAAAUUCAACCAGCAGUGUCACAGAGAUAUGGAUUUCCUGUCUGGGGCUUUUACUCCUCUUAGAGUUUCCUCUGAGCCCAAUAUCAGCUUCAGAAUAAUGGGAAGUAAGGGAUAAUUUCUGUGUGUGAAGUGGAAUAGAGAAUAGCCCCAGGUUUGCCAGUAGCAGGAGAGAGGGAAGGGAUGACUCAGGAGUCGUGGUGUGCGGCCCCUCGUCUCCUGACUCUAUCUGGAGCCAGCCCAGGCAGGCAGUGACACAAAAUCCUUUUCUGUGGGUGAUUCUUUUGAGAGCCCCUGUGACAGUAGGUGAGGGUCUGCCCCAGAGCUCGGUACCAGUGCCACGCUACGGCAAGUCUGCCACAGCAGGCACCACCUGAUGCCCUGGUUGGCCGCAGGCUGGAGUAACCCAUGGACUGAGCCACCCUCUCCCCAGCAGAGUGGGGAUGAGAAGUCUUGGCUGAGCAGCCUGGGAGAACUUCAGACAGCAACUGAAUCCCCAGCCCCACAGGAGCCCUGGGAGAGUGCACUCACUCUGUGGGCUCUCCAGUGCUCCCACAGUGUGAUUUCGCUCCAGUAAGAAAAGCAGAUCCAGUAAAGAAGGUGCAUAGUUAUGAAAUAGCCUUUUUGCAAACAGAAUAAUCACUCUUCCUUCUUUCCAAAGGUGGAUGUGACUCUCUGGUUCCAUUCCAGGGCAGAUGCCAAAACCAGAGAUAACCAGAUGAGCCCUGGAGCUCUGGCUCAUGGGCAGCUUCCUGGGAGGCUGAGCAUGCCAGCGGUCUCCCUGGCACCUCCAGCCCAGCAGCUUUGGGUAAGAGGGGAGCAAGUCUGCGGCAAGGGUGAAGAGAUGUCCCUGUGCUCACUCCUUGUCUAUCUUCAGCUUUUCAAGGCCUCUUGAGGUAGGGAUGAGCAAAGAACAUACAAGUGUGGCAGUAAUGUCUGAUCUAAAUAGGUGACUCUUAAACAUCAAGGACUUCCUAAUCUUCCAGAGUCGUUGCUUAUGGAAGUAGCCAAGGUUCAAGCAGGCACUGUGCACUGUAAGGGGCUGCCACCCUCCCACUGAGACCCACCGAGCUGCCCACCUUGCCCCAGCUCUGCCUCUGCCUUGAAAAAUUAAAUGGAAUUGUUGCAUCUGAAGAGCGGAGAAUGGCCACCCUCCAGCAAGCAGGGCCUCAUGGGUCACAGUGCUGAGGGCUCAGCCCUGCAGUGAAGUUUUUCAGAGAAGGUGGUGGAAGCUGAUUUCAUUUGAGGCAGGUGGUGACAAGGAUUUCCCCUUUGUCCAGUGCUUAGGGAUUGCUGAGUUGUUUCUCUAACAGCCUGGUGCAGUGUUUUGGGGACAGGGCGCAGGGUACCUGGGCAGGAGCAUCACUCCCCUUUGCUUUGCAUUGGCUCCUCCAUCCUGGCUGGCCCCCGAGAUCCCAGAAUAAACCAAAAGGAAUCCAAGGCACCGAGACAUUUCAUUAUUAGUGAUCGGUGCCCUCUGGGUGCUGUGCCUCCAAAAAGCUGUUCUGUGGGAGGGGUGAGGGACUGGAUUUGGAGAAUAAUGGAAGUGCACAGGGGGUGCAGACAUGAGCAGGGGCAGCCCAGCAUGGGCACGGCCCAGCCUGGGGCUCCCAGGGAUCCUGCUCUGUAACCCAGUGCCAGGCAGUGUUGAGGAGCCAGAGCAGAUGAGGAGCUUGUACCAGGAAUAACAAUCCUCUUACCUCUCAAUCCCUCUGGAAAGGAAACCAUUGCUGAAUCUUGUUAGAAGCUGAAGAUGUCUGUCUGCCCUAUAUUUUAAUUAGGAAAGGAAUUAAUUAUGGCCUGGAGUGAGCAUUAGGUGGGCACAGAAUCCUGCACCCCCCUCCUCCCCGAAAGCCAAAGACCAGCAGCUGCUGGAGAUCAAAUCCCAGUCUGUUUGCUAAUCUCCCCGGAAUUCCCAGCUGGAUUUGGGCAAGAUCCCUUGGUGCCUGAAGUUUGAUGUUAGGGGCUCUGCUCCCGGAUGGAAGGGCUACCUUGCUCCCAAAGCCCUCGCCUGGGCUCGGGAAGACCAGGUUGGAAGGGUUUCCUUGCUCCAAAAGCCCUCACCUGGGCUGGGGGAGGACAGGAUGGAAGGGCUACAUUGCUCCCAAAGCCCUUACCUGGGGCAGGAGGGGACAGGGCUGUUAGAAAGCCCCAGCAGUGCCCAGUGAUGAUAAGAAGAUAUAGGGCAAAGAGGAAGGCAACUGAGGGUUGAAUUUCUUAACAGUAGCGAAUGAUCAGUUUAUAGUAGCAGCUGUCUUAGUUAAGCAUCUGUGUAGAGCGCGGCAUCCCCGCCAGCUUCACCUCAUCCACAUCGUGGCGAGAAAUUUUAAAAAGUUUAAAAAAAAAUAAUAAUUUAAAAGUAAUUUAAAUGAAAUGUUUGUGUGUAAGAAAUGGUUGAAACCGUCAAAUGUCUGUGUCCCGCGUUGGUGGGAGCUGAGAAGGUAUCUGCGAGAUAUUAACCCUGUCCUACUCUCUGUGGUGCUGAGUGUUUGCUUGGUGUGUAAUUCUGACCUGGAGCUUGUUGUAAAUACUGGUUUUAGUACUAUGAUUAUGAUUAUUAUGAUUAUUAUCAGAACUGUUGUACUCACAAGCAGGAGUUUAACACAAGAGAAAUGACCGUUUUCACUCCCUCCUCAGGGCUCAGAAGGAGUCAGAGGCUGGGCCGGGGGAAGGCAGGGUGCCAGCAGGGUGGGAUGCUGGACCAGAGAGCAGAUGGAAAAGCACGGAGUCGGGAGUGGGAGGCAGCUGAGUCCUGCAGGCAGGGCGUUGAGAGCAGGAACGAGGCUGCUCCUCGAGCUGGGAGGAGAAGGGAGGGCUGAGAGAUAGAAUAGAAGUGAUAUUUAAAUGCUGGCAGAUAUAAUUUAGUAUUAACCCAAACCUCCUUGUGUGAGGGGGCCAGGAUGUUCCCUACAGUACCAGGGAAGCCAGUGAAGCCAUGAGUGCUGAAGAAGGAGCAGUUGGUGGCAGGUUGUGCUGGUUGGAGCCAUCCUCCCCAAACAGCUACUGAGUCUCCGGAUUCAGUUUCUGCCUCGAUCUUCCAUCCCGACCCUUUGUGCUGCCCUGCAGCCACUCUCUUCCACCUCCCUGGAGGCUAGCCUGGAUCUUAGGUGGGGGCUUAGUCUUGCAAUAGCUUUGUCUGGCAAAAAAUCCCGUGGAAAGUGCCCAGGAGAGUGGCCUGGCACAUGGUGCUCAUGCAGGUGUGAGCACUGGGAGUCUGAUUUCUCUCACUUUAGUUGGGUUGAUGCUGUGAGGGGCAGUGAAUGUGGCUGCAAAGCGUGUUACUGCAGGGUACGCUCCUGCGGCAGGGGAGCAGCGAUGAGCAGGGAGAAGUUUGCACUGGGAACGUCAGGCUCUGUUACUGCUGCCAAGAAGCUUCAUGCCAAGGAAACAACCUCAUCUGUGGGGCCAGAUGCUUGAGGGGCAGCAGAGCAAUGUUUGCCCAGUGCAGAUGAAUGCAGUAGGGAUGCUGGGGAGCUUGACAUUGUCCAGUGCUGCUGGACGCUAUCAGGGAAAUGUGUGAUUGCUUUGGCUGUCCCAGCUCCUGCAGUUUUGGCUGGAUGAGGGGUGUCCCCUCCAACCCACCCUGCUGCUCCAGACCCGUGGGGACAGAGCUGUGGUGCCAUGCCUGACCAGAAGCACAUGUUGUGGUCCAAGAUCACGGUUAUUUCAUGUUUUUUCAUCUCCCAGGGUUGCUAAUGGUUGUGUGCAGCAGCGUACUUCAUGCCUCAGUUGAGACUAAUUAAGUAUCCUCAUUAACAUCCUUACCAUCCCAGCCUUCCUCAUUCCCAGACCAUUCCCACAUACUGCAGUCACGGACACGGUAUGCAACCCUCCCAAUUACCGGAGCCGCCUUCCUUAUGGCAGGGCUUGAGGUUCUUCAUUGAUUCCAGUAGAUGUUUAUUAACCAAGCCUCUUAACGAUGCUCAGCAGCCCUGUUGUUGCAGCAGCAUAUGAACACAAGACUUUGGGCCUGGUAGGGAGAGCAUCCUCGAGGCAUCCGGCGGCAUCCCUGCCUAGACCAUGAGGGUUUGCAGUUGUGUGAGGGAGGAAAGACGAGGUGGUGACGAUUUAUGACAUGUAUGCGUACACCUUUCAAAGAGCGUUCCUGGAGAAGGGCCUCUGGUUCGAGCAAGACGGAGAAGCUGAGAGAAAUGAGUUCCCAGCUGGCACUGACAGCCGGGCAAUGAGCGAGGCUGCACGGGAGCUGGGACAACUUGCCUCAUAUUCCAAAUUAAAGGCCUGUGCUCAUGUUAUUCCUUCCAGCAAAGAGCUCAGCCCUGGAAAUGGGUGCAUUCAGGGUUGCUGCCCCCAGACUGCUCCUGGACUGAGCCAAGUCCUUAUUAUUUUUGAGUCAUAAAUAAUCUUGCUCUAACCCAGACAGGGUUACCUUUGAGUUGACCUUCCAGGGAUGGCAGCAGCUCACGAUCGCAUGCAUCCCUACCUUGGGGGUAGGUUGGUAUCGCUACUCCUUUUAAAAUGUAAACUUCAGCUUGCUUGCUUUUGCUUAGCCUGGUGUGACUCUGGCCCUGGCUCUGCAAAGCCUGUCCCAUGGGGUUCCCUGGAUCCUGUCCUGCGUUACUCCCCUCCCUCACAGCGGCUGUGCACUCAGCUGUGCACACGCGCACAGAAAUGCAUAUGUGGGAACAAUAUAUGCACAUACACUCUUAUACCACUUGAAAUGAGUCAGGAAUGGCUGUUUACGGUGCUAGAGAUUUCUUACUAUCCAUGCUAGGGAUGAGAUGACAUAGUAAGACCAAUAAACUCCACCUUCGUAGUCAGUUGUCUUUAAGUAAAGCAGAAGAGGGGCACUGGCCAACACCUACAUUUGGGUGCUCUGUGGUCCCUGGGGUGCAGGGAGACAGUUGAACCCAAGCACAGUGGGCAGCUGGGAUCCCAGUUCCAGCAUCCCCUGUGCCUCCGUUCCCCCUUCUGUGACAAGGGGACAUGGACACACUCUACCCCAUGGGGACCACAGGAGAGCCGAGGCAUCCAUGUCUCUAAAGGGCUCUGAAAAUGGAAAGUACCAAAGGACUGAGUUGUUUCACGCAACUGUCCACCCCGGGAAGAACCGACUGGCCUGGGGCUGCAGGCAGGGAGAUGGAAGAUGACUGUGUGGCCGUGGGGCUGAGCCGUGACUCCAGGGCUCAGCACUCCAGCUGCCCUUCCAGGCAGGAUUCGCUCCUCCUGCUGCAGCCUGUGCGCCUUUGCUCCUACCGGGUGGGGAAGUGGCACGGGGUUGUGGAAGGACUUUCCAUCACUAUCAGAGCCUUGUCUGGUUCCCUUUGCUCCACCGCGUGCAUUUCAUUGUCAACUUGAGGUUGUUGUUGUGCAAAAGAAGUGAUUAUGAAAAAAAAUGGAAAAAAAAAGAAAUAAACUUGGUAUGAAACCAUACGUGUCUGCCUCUCUCCCUGAAUGUAUUGCUUUAGUUCUGAGGCUUCUCUUUGUAUUGUGAGAAUAUGAAUAAAAUGCAUUAAAUGGAAAACUGACCUAAAGAUUUAACAAAAUAGACUCUAAGCCUCUGUAUGCUAAAUGAAUACUUUGCACCCA
Molecule: messenger RNA, 6690 nt
Organism: Cuculus canorus (common cuckoo)
Lineage: Eukaryota; Metazoa; Chordata; Aves; Cuculiformes; Cuculidae
Gene: STMN3
Product: stathmin 3
Exons: 5
Coding region: 274-816 (180 amino acids)
Biological process (GO): neuron projection development; microtubule depolymerization; regulation of microtubule polymerization or depolymerization
Cellular component (GO): neuron projection; cytoplasm
Molecular function (GO): tubulin binding
Source: RefSeq, a predicted model, not a curated record